Messenger RNA from Contarinia nasturtii (swede midge), 10752 nucleotides. It is a transcript of the gene Trpm, whose product is annotated as transient receptor potential cation channel trpm. Lineage: Eukaryota; Metazoa; Arthropoda; Insecta; Diptera; Cecidomyiidae. Gene Ontology annotation, molecular function: monoatomic cation channel activity. The coding region runs from base 606 to 6335 and encodes 1909 amino acids. Gene Ontology annotation, cellular component: membrane. The record is from RefSeq and is a predicted model, not a curated record. Gene Ontology annotation, biological process: protein tetramerization; monoatomic cation transmembrane transport. The transcript has 28 exons.
AUAAAAAAAAGUUAUGGUGGUAAUCAAUGUCAUUUUGUUUCGUUAAAUGAAACAAUUGAAUGGUGACAAUAUUUACACACUGACAAACUGGACAAAUUGAAUCCAUUAUUAUUUGAGUCGGAUGAAGUGUUGUGAGUGUCGUGUAUACAUUCAUUCACAAUUCAAAAAUAACUCGUGAAAAUAAAGUCGUGAUAGCAGCAAUUGUGUGUGUGUGCCACUAUUAGACCGAAAUCGGGCGAAUGUGGGAUCAAAAAAUAAAUAAAUAAAUAAACGAACGAAAGACAUGAAAACGUUUCCAUUUUCUAUUGAUGAUCCAACAAUAAUUAAUCAAUUAAAAAUUGUUUGUUUAGAAUGUGUGGGGAUUCUAUUAUUGUUUGAGUGUGUGAAAGUACGUGCAAAGGGAUAAACAUAAAUAUUGAAUAAAUAAAAGCGAAGGGUUUUCAAUCAACAUAAGCUCAACCCACUCAAUUAUAUAUGUAACAAAAGAAUUACGCACAAAUGCGAAACGAACGGAAUACAAUAACGGAAUAAUCAAACAUCAAUGAAAAUAUUGAAACGAAUUGAAUUGGAUCGCAUUGAACACGAAAAUAUAAAUUAUAACUAUCAUGACGAAAAAUACAGCCAAUACAACGAUUACAAAACUUCUUUUGCUCAACGUUCGAGAUUUGCUACGGCAACAAACAUGUGGCGAUGCCCAUUCUCAGCAUUCUCCACGAAGUUGGAUUGAAGCAAACUUUCAGAAGAGAGAUUGCGUUAAAUUCGUACCUAGCCCAAAAGAUGAUACAAAAUGUUGCUGUGGUCAAGCACGUCAGACACAUCCUACGAUACCUGGAAUUGAGCCCGGUUCACCAGGAGAUGUAUGGCUACCAAAUAAACACACGAGACCGCAUCCGACCGAUGCAUAUGGAACAAUUGAAUUUCAAGGUGGAGCACAUCCGACCAAAGCACAGUAUGUUCGUUUAUCGUAUGAAACUCGACCCGAAUUGUUAGUACAACUUUUUACACGAGAAUGGAAUUUGGAGCUGCCGAAACUUCUUAUCACCGUGCAAGGCGGCAAAGCAAAUUUCGAACUUCAGCCAAAACUCAAAAAGGAAAUACGACGAGGAUUAUUGAAAGCGGCAAAAACAACGGGCGCAUGGGUGUUUACAGGUGGCACAAACACAGGCGUAACAAAACAAGUUGGUGAUGCACUGUUAUUAGAAGGACAACAACGAACUGGUCGAGUCGUAUCGAUCGGUAUAGCACCAUGGGGAAUUGUUGAACGAAAUCACGAACUGUUAGGUCAUAAUCGAGAUGUCCCAUGCCAUAGCAUAAGCUCACCAAGAUCAAAAUUGGCUGUAUUGAACAAUCGGCACGCAUAUUUUUUACUCGUGGAUAAUGGAACGCAGGGAAAAUAUGGUGCAGAACUUAUUUUACGAAGAAAAUUAGAGAAAUUCAUAUCAGGCUUAAAAUUGCAUCCAUUUACACACUCGAGUACGCCGGUGGUGUGUUUAGUCAUCGAAGGUGGCACGAAUACAAUUAGAGCGGUUUUGGAAUAUGUCACCGAUACACCACCUGUACCAGUGGUUGUAUGUGAUGGUUCCGGACGUGCUGCUGAUCUCAUUGCGUUUGUUCACAAAUAUGCAUCAGAUGGUGAAGAACAAACGGUGCUCGAAUCGAUGCGAGACUAUCUGCUGAGUACCAUUCAGAAAACGUUUGAAGUUGGCAUUGACCAAGCUGAAUGCUUAUAUCAAGAGUUACUUCAAUGCACGCGCAACAAAAACUUGAUCACUGUGUACCGAAUCCAAGAGAAACCCGAAGGUGAAUCACAAGAACUUGACCAAACUAUCCUGACGGCACUGUUCAAAUCACAACAUCUUUCGCCGCCAGAGCAAUUGAGUUUGGCAUUGACAUGGAAUCGUGUCGAUAUCGCACAAAGCGAAAUAUUUGUGUACGGUCAGGAAUGGCCACACGGUGCACUUGAUGACGCAAUGAUGCAAGCACUUGAACAUGAUCGCAUUGAUUUUGUGAAAUUACUACUGGAGAACGGAGUAUCGAUGAAAAAAUUCUUAACCAUACCGCGACUGGAAGAGCUCUACAACACAAAACAUGGACCAGCAAACACAUUAGGAUACAUUUUGAGAGACGUUCGACCGCACAUACCCAAAGGAUAUGUUUACACAUUACACGAUAUCGGUUUAGUCAUUAAUAAAUUAAUGGGCGGAGCAUAUCGAUCGUACUAUACACGACGAAAAUUUCGUCCGAUUUAUGCCAAAGUCAUGAACAGCUAUGUAAACACGCAUCGAAAGUCUUCAACAUUUCAACGUCAUCCGGGUGCUAAUUCAAUGAGCCUUGUUACCGGCCUACUUCCAUUUACUUCCGAAAUGGCACUUUUUGAGUUUCCAUUUAAUGAAUUGCUUAUUUGGGCUGUGUUAACGAAGCGUCAAGAAAUGUCGGUGUUAAUGUGGGCACAUGGUGAAGAAUCGCUGGCCAAAUCAUUGGUUGCAUGUAAAUUGUAUAAAGCGAUGGCACACGAAGCGGCCGAAGAUGAUUUGGACACCGAAAUUUAUGAUGAGCUUAAAAGCUAUGCAAAAGAUUUCGAAGUUCGAGGCGUCAAAUUGUUAGACUAUUGCUAUCGUUGUGAUGCGGAACGAGCUCAACGUUUGCUCACCUGCGAAUUACACUCAUGGUCAAAUCAAAGUUGUUUAUCAUUGGCAGUAACAGCAAACCAUCGUGCACUACUCGCACAUCCGUGCAGUCAAGUGAUAUUGGCAGACUUGUGGAUGGGUGGCUUGCGAACACGAAAGAAUACAAAUCUCAAGGUGAUUUUGGGUUUACUUUGUCCACCGUUUAUAAAGCGACUAGACUUUAAGUCAAAAGAAGAGCUUCAACAAAUGCCACAAACCGAAGAAGAACAUUUAGAAAACCAGAAUCUAGAUUACGAAGAUCAGGAAAAACAACAUCCGGAUGCUGAGGCUCUUUUGGCUGAUACGUACGCGAUGAAAGCCACCAAAGUUCAAGAAAAUGGAAAAGUGUCACUGACUGAUGCAGACACGUGUCAAAAAGAGUUUACACAACUAUCACAUGACUUUGAAAUUCGACAUCAUCAACCAUUACGACUUAAGAAGAAAAUUUAUGAGUUUUAUACUGCACCCAUAACUAAGUUUUGGGCUGAUUCGAUUGCCUACAUGAUGUUUUUAAUGUUAUUUUCGUACACGGUACUGGUACGAAUGGGACCGAAACCGACAUGGCAAGAAGCCUAUUCAAUAGCAUAUAUCACCACGCUUGGCUGUGAAAAAGUUCGUGAGGUCAUCUCAUCAGAACCAGUGGCAAUAACGCAAAAGUUUCAAGUAUGGGCAUGGAAUAUGUGGAAUCCCUGUGAUGCAUUGGCAAUAAUAUUCUUUUUAAUUGGUUUAACGUUACGUUUUCAACCCGCAUACAUGGAUGUGGGGCGUGUUAUUUAUUGUGUUGAUAGCAUAUAUUGGUACUUACGCAUAUUGAACAUAUUAGGCGUUAAUAAAUACUUAGGUCCGCUAGUCACGAUGAUGGGAAAAAUGGUGAAAAAUAUGAUAUACUUUGUGGUACUUUUGCUUGUGGUAUUGCUGAGUUUUGGCGUUAGCAGACAAUCGAUCUUAUUUCCAAACGAAGAAGCCAGCUGGCGACUCAUUCGUGAUGUAUAUUUUCAACCAUAUUUUAUGUUAUACGGUGAAGUAUUUGCGGGCGAAAUUGAUCCACCAUGUGGCAUUGAAGGCCAUCCACCUUGUAUCACAGGUCACUGGGUAACGCCAAUCACAAUGUCCAUGUAUUUAUUGAUUGCAAAUAUUUUGCUGAUAAAUUUACUAAUUGCGGUAUUCAACAACAUAUUUAUCGAAGUUAAUGCCGUUUCACACCAGGUUUGGAUGUUCCAACGAUUCACAGUCGUUAUGGAAUAUCAACAAAAACCCGUCUUGCCACCACCGUUCAUUGCCUUUUCCCAUUUUUACUCGUUGAUGCGGUAUUUGAUACGGAAAGCAAGAGGUAGAGAAUGGUUGGAUAUUCCACGUGAUAAUGGCCUCAAGCUGUUUUUGGAGAAAGAGGACAUGGAACGACUGUACGACUUCGAGGAAGAAUGUGUCGAAGGUUAUUUUCGUGAAACCGACAUUGCAAUGCAACAAUCCACCGAUGAACGUAUCAAAUCGACCAACGAGCGCGUUGAAAAUAUGUCACAAAAAGUUGAAGAUAUUAACCAAAAAGAAAACCUUCAAUCGGCCACAGUUCAAAAUAUGGAUUUUCGCUUGAGGAAAAUGGAAGAAUCCACCGACCAGAUUUUAUCGACACUGGCUGUUAUUCAUCGCUUUAUGUCGGCGCACACAACAUUGCAGGAUAGUAUGCAAGGAUCGGCUGUUAAUGUUCACGACAACAUUCCAAUGCGAUUGAGAACGGUGUCGGAAACGGAAAACCCAACUCACUUGACUAUUGCCAAUCAAAAUAGGAAACGCUUCAAUCGGUCACUGACGGAAGUAAGACCGGAUGCAUAUAUUUUUGAUGAUGGCCUACAUUUUGAAGUGCGAACUGUUGAAGAGGAAGACGAAGUGGUCCAAUCACAUGAAACAUUGAACGAACAACAUCAACAAAAGCCACCUUCAUUACGAAAAGCAAGCAUUAUAUCAGAAGAUUCGGAUAUUUUCAACGAUAAAAUAUUCGGCACUGCGGGCAGUAGUGGUGGCGGUGGUGGUAUUGUUGCUCCCAAAACAGUAAUAGCUGCUGCAGCGGCGGCAGCGGCAGCAGCAGCAGCAGCGGCUGCAACGUCUGUUAAUAUCAUUGAAACAAAACCACCGUAUCUAAACAUACAAACGCGACAAGAAACAACAAGCACCGAGAGUAAAGACACAAUAACACCGAUUGAGGGUGCCGAAGUGCCAGUCACUGGUGAAGAUGAAGAUGAAAAUGCGUCCACCGAAAAUAUCAUGGAAUUGAAUUUCGAAACCGCACGACAAAAGGCAAUGCGAAGGCGAUCAAUGGGCAUGGGACGACGGUUAUCAUCCGAUUGUUGCUCAAAUUACGAUUUGAAUCGCUCACAAAGCAGUUUAAACGCAACAUUGGCAAUGUCACGACGUCAACUCAGUCUUACGCAAUCAGAACCAGACAGUGGAAAUGAAUUGACAGGUGCUCCCGUCAAGUCAGCUGUCAUACCAAUUAAAUCAAACCGCCAGUUGCUACUCCAGUUUCACUCAGAAUACACAUCCAUCACUGAUGAGCUUGAAAAUGUGUGUCAAAUGAUCACGUCACCAACAUUAUCGCUAAAUCGUGAAAAUGAAAAAUCAUGUUCAAAUGCCGAAUUUGCCGCACUUUUGGAAAAAAAACAUUUGCAUGAAUGCGAAGAAAGUGAUUAUCUCAUGCUUUCAAAGCUGUUCCAAAAUCGAGACUCAAUUAACGAUAGCGACGAUGCUUUCGGAGAUGAUAAUUCAUCUGGUGAUGUUCCUCAGCGUCGUAUGUUGCGUCGCGAAACAGCUGUAGAACUACCAAUAACACCAUCAAAAUCAUUAAAUGCGUCUGGAACGUCGGCUGAAGUAGAUGGUAACGGAAUUCGAAGUAUAAAUGAGCGACCCGAUCGAGCAUCACCAAUUUUGAAUCGUAAUCUAUCAGGCGAUCGUAGCUAUGGUCGAAUGUCAUCAACCGGUCAAACAUACUUGAUACCAUCAACGUCGGAUCCGAGUCAACCUCGUUUCCGAAAAUCCAUUGAAAGUUUACCAAAGAAUUCAAGCAGCGAUACCGAAUACUCAUUGCACCCGUAUCGCGUGAUAAAACAAAGUUCAAAUGAAACAAAUACAUCGUUAACCGGUUCAUUUAAUAUUGAUCAAUCGUUUGGUGGCCAUGAAUUAUCACUUGAUACAAACGAAACAAGUGCACAUUAUACAACGGUUAUUGAGAAUGUUGUUGAUCAUGGUUCCGGUUCGGAUACAGCAUCGUUAAAUAAAUCGUAUAGUAUGCCACCGAUUGAACCAUUAUCAUUGCAACAAACAACACCAAAAGUGUUGCGUCAACAAAGUGAAGGCGGCAGUGGACGUUCACUUCGUAAACAAUUUAGCAUUGAUCAUUCAUUAUCUACAUCAAAAUUGGAUGGUCCAACACCAUUGUCCACAACAAAAACCAAUUUAAAACUUCCAACGAUUAGUACAAUACCAGCGACACCAACAAAAACACUGUCAACCGUUGUCAGCAAUUCAACAAGCACUGAUGAGUCAAAAGAUGACCGAGACAUUCCAACCAUCAGUACAAAUGUUGUUCAAGACGAAAUCGCCAAAUUAUCAUCAAACAUUAAUCGAAGCUCAGAAGAUAAUAGCACAGAUCCACCACUAAAUGAAACUAUGUGCUGAAAAUAUUUUACCAUAACAUUCACAACAAUGGAAUUGAAUACGUCACAUACACACAUUUGCUAUUUCCAUUAUACACAUGUAUAAAUAUGUAAUCAAAUAGAUUAUGGACAAAUCGAUAAACAUUUGAAAUCAGAGGGAAGUUCAAAAAAUACCAUAAUAAUCGCUCGACAAACACUCUCUCUCUCUCUCUCUCACACACACACACACAUCCAAAGGUCGAAUAGUUUUUAUUUUGCCGCAUUUUUUCACACUCAGAUGUCUACCUACAAUAUAAUGCACAUAUGCAUACACCUCACAGCUUACUCAAUCUAUCUCCAUAUAUCUAUAGGCUCAAUUUAUAGGCAUUUUAAAAUACCUCGCAAAAAGCACACACACACACAGUGACAUUUUUUGUAUUGAUUUCUAUCGAUUACGACUCCCUGUUAUCAUACAAAUUGACAGCUAAAAAUAUACACGCAUGUAAAAUUACAAUAUAGUUAUAUAUAUAUAUAUUUACGAACAGUUACGCAUGUUUGGUCGUUAAAUUGUUGCAGCGACGUUUUAAAAUUCAAAGCGAGAGUGAGAGAUAAUGAAUUGGUAAAAGAAAAUGGGAUAAAUUCAGAUCAAACUACAAAAUAUCUACAUCGAAUAUUCAUGUAGUAUUGCAUGAAAAUUAAAACAAACAACAACAAAAAUAAAAGAAGAAUAUUACUGACCUCAUUUUAACUUAUAGGCAUAAUUUUUAGUGUGUGUUGUGGCAUCCACAAGCAGAAAGAAAGAUUUCAAUAGAUGAUGUAUUUUGUAUUAUGUAUAUGCUCUUUUUCCACUGCACAGAUAAGUGCAGACUGGAUUCGUAUUGUGAAUAAGAAACAUAUGAUUGUUUUUAUUUGACUAUUCUAUUUGUUUUAAAUUGUUUUUGUUUUUUUGCUCUUUUUCUUCAUGUCAAUUAACAAAUUAGUACUUAGUUCUUUAGUUAAAUUUGUACUUAUAUAUUUCUUCCGAUUCAAAUUUUCAACAAAAAAAACAUUUUGAGGCCAAAUAAUAUAAACUAUUUUAAAAAAAUCUGAAAUUUUUUAGUUGUUGUUUUUGUUAUUAUUGUUAAUUUUUUUUUACUUUGGUUUCGUUGGACCACAAUUUACGCAGACGCAUAAAUUAUAAUACAAAUAUUGUUUUUGGAUAUUUUUUUUACAAAGCAAAAUAACGUUCAUUAGUGACCACAAUGAGCUGAUAUUUUAAUUAGGUCGCUUUUGUACUUUGAGUGUUUUGUUCCAUACAUUCAUUAUUAUUAUUAGUUGGAACCUUAAUAGUUCUCUUUUUUCUCAUUCUUGCAUUUUUUCGUCCUCACAAUAAUUAAUAGGGUGUAUCGGUUUUAAAAAAUAUAUUAUACAUUCUGGGAACCUACGUUGCAUACGAAGAACUUUUGUGCUAAGUUUCUAUUCUGCGAGUUCUCGGCGUUAAACAACAACAAAAAUUCAUAUUCAUUGUUUAAAACGUUCACCACAGCGGGUUCAACGAUCGUCGUUCUUUAUGUAAAAUCACAUAUCAAUUUUUUUUCUUCAAAAAAACGACGCGAACUCUUUAUACCAUAUAUUCACGACGUUAACAAUAUUGUUCUUAUAAAAUUGAAAGUGUGAUAUAUUUCACUACGGAACCGCAUUUCGAUGCACCUUAUUAAUUAACCCACUACGGUGAACUAUAAUAUAGAAAGACACACAUCGUGUGCUGCCCGAGUGUUAUAAACGAAAUAAUGGUGGAAAACGGUUUCAAUUGAUAUGACGUAGAUUUUGAAAGAAAGGACGAAUUAAGCAUCACUUGAACGCAAUCGAAUUACUAUGCACACUUUAUGUAAUUAUUUGUUGUUGAUUUUUCUUUUGUUGCAAUCGCAUUGAAUUUCAUUCAAUUUCUCUGUCACACAUGUUAAUGUGUAUGGAAACAAUUUACAGUAAUUUCAUGAUAUUUUUAGUUCCCAUGUUAAUUUCCAUGUGAGAUGACAAUCUGCUAAAAUGUUCAUGUAAUGAAAUCGAGGUAGUUAAAUUCAUAAGAGAAUAUGCCAUGACUGGUGAACGAACAUGCAUGUAAACUAUAUAUAUUAGCUGGUGCAAUUUACGAGUCAAUUGUAUUUGCAUUCAUACAGCUAUGAUUAUGUCAUUUAUUCGAAAUUGAUUCUAAACAAUUUAGAUGAAAAUUGAAUUUGGUGUACAAAUUCCCAAAGGCUUGCUAUCGUCGCCAGCUUAUACAUCCUAUGUACGUUUAAUCCUCCACUUGUUCAUUUCCGUUUGGGAAUAAGAGGUUUGAUGCGAUUCAAAGAUGGAAUCCCUCCGUCGCCACCCCUCCCAUCUGAAUUUAAACGGAUAAAAAACUGACACACACACAUGCAAACACCGAAUGAUUGGUUUCUUGUUUUCAGGCAACGUUGUAAAUUGAUGAUGACUCUUUUUAAUAGGAAAAAUCACAAAUGCGUUCGCUUUAUUUUAUCUCUAAGCCAAAGCAGAAUGGUUUAAUGUGUCACAGCCCAAUUUUAUAUUUAAAUUAUGAAGCAAUAAAAUUAAGAAAUGACAAAUAAUUAAUUUGAGUAAGAUGACACAAGUCAACAUAACCACAAAAAAAUAAAAUAAAAUGAAAAUAAAAAGGAAUAAAACAGUUUCAAUCGGUCUAAGAAAUGAGAUAAUUAAUUACAAAUAUUAAUAAUUAAAACAAAUAUAGAAUAUAUUUUAAAGAUUAUAUAUGAAAGAGAAAUGAAUUAAAGAUAUAUAUAAAAUUGAGUUAUGUUUUAUUUUAAUAUGCGACAAUAUUAUCUAAGUAUAUGCAUAUAUAUAUUCGGGCUGAAUGUUGAAGUUAAAAUCGAACUAAAAUUUCCAAAGAUAUAUUACAAACAAAAUAGACGACAAAUAUUUAUUUAUACAAAUAAAACAGAGAAACGAACAGAAAAUUGAGGAAAAUUUAAUCACAAAUAAUAUUGAAUAUGUUAUGAUAAAUGAUGAUGUGUAUAUUUCCAGUUUCCGAACCAUAGAAUACGUCUAUUAAUUCCUCGGUUACACUUUGUUCACAAACAAAACUGGUUACAAAUGGACAUUCUGUUCUAUUGCCGUAGUUUUUAUUACUAGAACUUAAGAAAUGAGUAUAUCAUCAUUGAUUUAAAUGAUAUGUGAAGACCGAUGAAAAUAAAGGAACAUUUAACAAAUGUUUUAUGGACACAACUCAACAAGGAAUAAAAAGAGACAGAAAUAUAUAUUUGGAAUAAAAAAACGGUGCUCAAUAUAUUUUCAAAAAAAAAAAAAAAAAAAAUUCUCAAUAUAUAUAUAUAUGUAAUAUUACAAAAAUUUGCUAUAUUUAGAUGAUGUUUGUUCUUUCUGACAUACUUAAAUAUUAUAUUUUGGACACGAGAGACGUUAAAGGAGAAGGCAAUUGCAUGUAUUAUCAGAAGUGAAUUUUUUUUACAAUUUGCAAUAAAAAAAAAUUUAUUCGGUAUUUUAUUUCGGCCUUUUUUCAAGAAGAAAUAUGCACAUUCAUAUUCAAAUAAUUUGAUAACAUUUUAAGUAUAAAUUUCAUAACAUUUUUUUUUUUUCAAAUAAUGAUAGAAAGAAUAGAAAAAAGCGGGAAAAUAUUCCUUUAUAGUUCUUAUGACAAGAGUGCCGUGAAAAGGUUCCUUGGUAGGUUGAGUUUGUAUAGAAAAAAAAAAUCUCUAUAUGUUAGUGUUUAAAAGAAAAACCUCUGCUCAUUCAAUAUCAAAGCAUAAAUCACUUACUGCGAAUCGUGUGUCUCUAUGUGGCAAACAAAAGAAAUAGCAUUCUCCCAUCUCACACUACUCGUUGAUUUUUUUAUUUUCAGCACAUUUCGAUGAAAAUCACGGAAAACAUUUUGGUUUUACGCAAACUCGCAAAAAUCGAACGAAAUUUAUCGAAAUCAAAAAAAAAAAAAAAAAACUCACAGAAAAAUGGAAAAUAUUUGUUGCUAAAUGACUCAUACAUUAUAAAGUUGAGAUACUUAUUAUUCAAUGUUCUCACUUAAAUCGAAUCACUUAAAAUGUACAAUUUCAUCAGAAUUUUCGUACGUCUCAAUUCAAUUCAAACUAUUUAUGCAAAAAGAUAUUUAUAUCUCGAUAUUGAUAUAAAUCACGCGAUGAGUUUUCUAUUUCGAUUCUCACUGCAUACGCGACGAAAUACUCAUAGUGUGUAUGAUUAAAAUUUGAAUGAACGAUUCCAAUCACUGUAAAUAUCUCAAAUUUUUGAACAUUUAAAAUUGAAAUCCCAUGUCAUGACGUUCACCCAUUAUACUUCUGUUCAAGAACGAUUUCAAUUUCGAGUUCAAGACAGCCAUUAAUUCAAUAUAUCUUACCGAAAUUGAACCAAAGAAACACCAUAUCUUUUAUUAUAUGAGAAUUCGAAUGUAAUCCAAAAUCCAUAACUUUGAGAAUAAAUUUUGCUUAAAAUCCAAUAAA